AUGAGUCAACUAAAAGUUAAGAGAGGAAAUUUUUUGUUUACGUCAGAAUCAGUUAAUGAAGGCCAUCCAGACAAAAUUUGUGAUCAGAUAUCGGAUGCAAUAUUGGAUGCUUGUUUGAGGGAAGAUCCAGAAAGCAAAGUUGCUUGUGAAGUAUGUGCAAAGAAAAAUUUUAUUUUUAUAUUUGGUGAAAUAACCACAAAGGCAAAAGUAGACUAUGAUAAAGUUACAAGAGAUGUUUUGAAGCAUAUUGGUUAUGAUGAUGAAGAAAAAGGUUUAAAUUAUAAGACUGCUGAUAUAAAAAUAUUUGUUGAUGAACAGUCCCCUGAUAUUGCACAAUGUGUGCAUGAAAAUAAGAAACCGGAACUAAUUGGUGCAGGUGAUCAGGGAAUUAUGUUUGGAUAUGCAACUGAUGAAACAGAAAAUUAUAUGCCUUUAACACAUCAUUAUGCUACAUUAUUAGGUAAAAGAUUAACAGAAGUUCGAAAAUUAGGAAUAUUACCUUAUUUACGUCCAGAUGGAAAAACUCAAAUAACUAUUGAAUAUAAAAAUAAAGCUAGCUGUGGUGGUCAUAUGGAACCUUUACGUGUUCAUACAGUUUUAAUAUCUACACAACACGCAGAGAAUGUAAAAUAUGAACAGCUCAAGUCCGAUUUGAUGGAAAAUGUAGUUAAAUAUGUAAUACCAGAAAAAUUGUUGGAUGAUGAUACAUUAUAUUAUUUGAACCCCUCAGGAAAAUUUGUUCUUGGUGGACCAGCAGCAGACGCUGGAUUAACAGGAAGAAAAAUUAUAUGUGAUACGUAUGGUGGUUGGGGUGCUCAUGGUGGUGGUGCAUUUUCAGGUAAAGAUCCAUCCAAAGUUGAUCGUUCAGCUGCUUAUUAUUUACGUUAUAUUGCAAAAUCGUUAGUUGCAAACAAAUUUUGUAGGAGAGUCUUAGUGCAAGCAUCUUAUUCUAUUGGGAUUGCUAACCCCAUAUCACUAAACGUUAAUUCGUAUGGUACUGUAAGUACUGGAUAUACUGAUUAUGAUUUGGAGCAAAUAAUUUUAAGAAAUUUUGAUCUGAGACCGGGAUUUAUUAUUGAAGAGUUAAAAUUAAAGGAGCCUAUUUUCUCAAAAACGUCAGCUUAUGGCCAUUUUGGAAGGGAUGACUGCUCCUUUAGGUGGGAAAAAAUUAAAGACCUAACCCACGAAAAAAAUGUUUUAAAGAAUUAA
Plasmodium malariae is the source of this 1209-nucleotide messenger RNA. RefSeq names its product S-adenosylmethionine synthetase, putative (gene SAMS). The record is from RefSeq and is a predicted model, not a curated record. Lineage: Eukaryota; Apicomplexa; Aconoidasida; Haemosporida; Plasmodiidae. The coding region runs from base 1 to 1209 and encodes 402 amino acids. Gene Ontology annotation, molecular function: methionine adenosyltransferase activity; ATP binding. The transcript has a single exon. Gene Ontology annotation, biological process: S-adenosylmethionine biosynthetic process. Gene Ontology annotation, cellular component: cytosol.